Messenger RNA from Drosophila mojavensis, 289 nucleotides. RefSeq names its product fibulin-1-like. The record is from RefSeq and is a predicted model, not a curated record. The transcript has 3 exons. Bases 32 to 274 code for a protein of 80 amino acids. Gene Ontology annotation, molecular function: calcium ion binding. Lineage: Eukaryota; Metazoa; Arthropoda; Insecta; Diptera; Drosophilidae.
AAGGAAGUCUCUCAAUAGCAAUGCGAAUAGUAUGGACCAGGAGAAUUGCUUCUGCAUUAACACGCCCGGUUCGUAUCAAUGUUCCUGUCCACGUGGCUACACUUUGGCGUCUGACAAGACUUCUUGCCGAGACAUUGAUGAAUGUGAUACAACGAGUAACAAUCAUGUGUGCACUGGUCGGAAUGAUAUUUGCACCAACAUUAGAGGUAGCUUUAAGUGCACCACAAUAAAUUGUCCCUCUGGAUACAUGAACGAUGCCGAUCAAAAAAAGUAAGUCAAUAUGCCUCCA